AUGCGAUUAGUUGGGGUUAAGAAUUGUCCACGGAAUUUUAAGCACAUUACACGACUAUUAGAAAACAAGUCCAUUCGAAAAACAACAAGUACAUGCUCCACCCUUGUUUUACGUCCAAAUUGCUCUACUGUUUGUUCAACAAAGACAAAAUGUGAUAAUACGAAAUGUGAUCGAAAACAAGAAUUCGACGAAGCUCCCCCAACAUUUAUAAAAUUUCUCUUAAAACAACAAAUAUCCGAUAUACUUGUACGUGAACAAUUUGUUGAAUUUCCAACAUUAACAACGAUAACUGGAAACAUAAUGACGGACAUCAAACAUGGCUCAAACUAUCAAGAAAUCGUUACAGAACAAAAUGGUAAACCAUUCUUAUCAUUAUUGUUAAACUAUGAUGGUAUAUCAAUGUCAAACAGUUCGGGUACAUCGGUAUGGAUAUUCUCCAUGGCUAUUAAUGAAAUUAAACGAGCAAGACGAUAUAAAAUAGAGAAUAUUAUUACUGGAGGAAUUUGGCCUGGCCCAAAUAAGCCAAAAAAAAAACAAAUGGAAACGAUUGUUUUGUUAUUAAUUGAAGAUCUUUGUGAACUGGAACAAGGCAUGAACUAUUUCGUCUGGGCUAAUGAUGGAAGACAAAUGGAACUAAAAUGUUUUGUUAUUGCUGGUUGUUGUGAUAAACCAGCACAAAGUCUAUUACAAAAUUUGAAUGAACAUAACGGGUUUUUUGGGUGCGGUAAUUGUUCAAUAAGAGUGAAAUGGACAGCAAAUGGAAAUGGAACUGUACGUAUAUAUCCGCUUCCACCAGCAAAUAAACCACAACCGACCGUUAGAACAAACACAACAUAUGAUAAAUGUAUGUUAGCUAUUGAAGAACAAGAACAAAGAAAAAACCAUAUCAAAAGUAAAAAACAACAAGAAGCUGAGCUUAAUCAACGGGAAGGGUGGCUAGGACCAUGCCAUUUUCGAAAUUUAAAAUAUUUCGAUGUUGGAAUGAGCAGAGGCGGUGGAGCGUCAUGA
This is a messenger RNA of Didymodactylos carnosus, 1008 nucleotides long. The record is from the annotation of a GenBank genome assembly. Lineage: Eukaryota; Metazoa; Rotifera; Eurotatoria; Philodinida; Philodinidae.